AGCAGUGAGUCUCCUCCCUGUUAGCCACGCCCACUCGAAGGUGAUACAAAGUUUAUUGGAGCGCGAGUAGGUCCGGUCUCACGCGCUCACACACUCACCAGCACCGGUAGACUGGAUGUCAGUGUAACAGCGAUGUCUCUGUCGGAUCAGAGUCUGCAGUUUUUCCCGGUGAGCGCGCGGGUGUCGGCGGUCCGCGCGCGAGGCCUCCGGAUCAAAGGGAAGGACGGCACGAACGACGCGUACGCGGCGCUGCAGGCGGGCCGCGAGACGUUCCGCACGCCCGUGUCGGAGAAGCGCGCGGAGCCGGUGUGGGGAGGCGAUGACGCCGCGUUCAUCUUCACGAUGCCGCCCGAAGCCGCCGACCUGCAGGUGCGCGUGCUGCACCGCGUGCCGCUCGGGGCGGACAAGCUGCUCGGACUGGCGGUCGUCGACGUGCACGAGCUCCGGCGGGACAGCGAGCGCGAGAACCCCCAGUGGUUCAAGCUAUUAAACAAAGCUGGGAAAGCCGAUAAGGAGCGCGGUGAGGUUCUGCUGGACGUUCAGUUCCUGAAGAGCAGCAUGAGCGUCAGUAUGAUCGACCUUUCCGAUAAAUCACACUCGCGCCUUGGAAAGUUUAAGGAUAAACUGCGGGGCAAAAAGAAAGACGGUCUGAGCGACUCGGCCUCCGCCAUUUUGCCUUCCGUCACCCAGGUGCUGACGGACAGUGAGGGAGAGAUGGAUGGAGAUAAAGAUACAACAAAAAAGAAGAAGAACAAGCUGAAGUCUCUUUUUGUUCCGAAAUCCAACAUGAAGCGUAACUCUUUGUCCCAGUCCAUGUCCGCAUUAGGAACGCUUCCAGAUAAAAACUCCUCCAUCAGCUCGAGUACAUCCUCAGGCCUCAAUGUGGAGUCUUCUGAAGGAAAGAAAAAGAAGAAAUUUACCUUUUUAACACACAAGCGGACUGGCAGCACAGACAGCAAAGCGUCCAAUCAGAGUGACGUCACCAAUGGCUCGACCAAUCAGAACCCUGCAUCACAGAUUGAUAUUUGCAUAAAUGGCAGCCAUAUUUACAAAGAAGAAACCCAAAGUGAAGAAGUGCAGGAAAUGGACGAGGAGGAGGAGGAGGAGGAGGAGGAGGAGAAAAUGAGGAAGAAGGGGAGAAAUGGAGAAGAGAGAGAGAAGAGCAGGAGAUUGCUAAGGAAGAGAAGAAACAAGCAGAGAACACAAAUGAUGGAGGAGGAAGAAAGAGAAAGUGAAAAGGGCCAAGAUGGAGAGAAAGUUAGCAGAAGAGAAAGAAGCCAGGAGGAAGAAAAGAGAAGGAUAGAGAAAGAGAACGAGACAAGACUUAAAGAAGAAGAACGAGUUCGAGAAGAAAAAGAGCGGAAGAGGGCAGAGAUGGAGCUGAAGAGAAAAGACGAGGAGAAGGAAAGAAGGAAUAUGGAGAUGGAGGAAAAGAAAAAGAAGGAAAAACAGAUGAGAGAAGAUGUUUUAUUUGAAGAGAGAGUCACCAUGCAAUCCACAGACUUCACUCGUUCAGCCAGAAUCUCCAACGUGAAACCGAGCGUAUCAGUCCCUGCGACAGUUUCUCAACCAUCUAUGGUGAACCGCAACCCCUUUUUGGAUGACGAUUUAGAUUCCAGCAUUUUGGAAAACGUCUUGAGUGUUGAGACAACUGCUAAAAAAGGCCCUGCCCCAUUACCUCCACAUGAGAAACCACAGUUGACUGGACCAGAUGGUUCCCAUUUAAAAGACAUCUCAAAACGUCCAGCACCCCAGCCACCAGGUAUGCUGAAGAUGACUGGGAAAUUAAUUGAUCAACCAGGGCCUGGUCAAGAAGCAAAGAAAAACCCUGAGAAACAUUACGAGAGCAAAGUCACAUCGGUCUCUGAAGAUGACACACAAGCCGAUACUAAUCCUUUCACGUGUGAUGAAUCGGUGGCUGUAAAACCUGGCCAGAUACCAACACCAAAACCAAGAAUGAAGACUGGUACUGUCCACCUGGGAGAAACAGAAACUAAUAGCAAUGGAAAUCCAUCAAUACUGAGGACAGCAAAUGAUAUUACAGCCGAAGAUGUCAAAAGUAACCUUAGUGAUAAUCUGUCAGAAAGAAAAGAACAUCUGGAGGACAAAGUUGAGCCUGCAAAACCAAACGAUCUAUCAUAUGUGAAUCAGGAUGUUUAUCCAGAACCUCAAAUUUCCAACCUUGCUGGACUGCUAAACAGUGAAAGCUCUCAAAAGAAGUCUCGAGCUCCUCUUCCUCCUUCUAAACCCAAAAGAACUGGAGAUCUAAGCAGACCACAAACAAUGCCUUGUCUUCCAAACAAGACUAACCUUGAACAAAGCCACGAGAGCCGUGGGAAUCAGAAGGAAAAAGAUAAUGCACGAUUUUCAAGUGAAAUACGUUCAAUCAACACUUCAUCGGCCACAGGUCCAUCCUUAACGUUCAGUCCACUUACUGAAAAAUCACAGGUCAUGAAACCUUGUGCUGCUAAUUCAGUGGACAUGGGUUCUGGUUCUCAGUCUAGGACUUUGCCAUGGGCUAAAGUGGUACCCAAUGAUGCAGGUGAAGUAAAGGAACAAGUUGUUCUAACUUCAGUAAUCAGGCAGCAUGCUGUGAAACCUCUAAGCGCUGCAGAGACUCAGCCAGAAAUGUAUGAAUCUCGAGUAUCAGACAAAACGCAGCCCAACACAAAGGUUGCGGAAGCUGUAAAAGGCCCAUACUCUCAGUUGACACAGGCCGAGCUGAUCUCUCUGGUGUUACGGCAGCAGGAGCAGCUUUCUCAGCGUGAUGCCAGGAUCCAGGAGCUGGAGCAAUACAUUGAUAACCUGCUGGUUCAUGUGAUGGAAGAAAAGCCGAGCAUUCUGAUGAGCAUGAACGCGAUGAAAAAAUCUGUGUGAGCACUGAAACAGCAGGAGGUGUUAAAGAAACCACACUGAGAUCGAAUUAAUGCUUCAUACUGCAUUCACAAAGAUAUAAACUCUGACAAUCUACAGACUUUUCUAGUACAGCACUUCCUGCAGAGCAAAGUCUCUCGGGUUACGGUGUUUAUUACUGAGAUAAACAUGGAGUUAUUUUCCUCCCUGCUCUUACUACAUGUCACAGGACCGAAUCAAAUAUAUAACAAUUUCUUCCUUUCAUUUCCUUUUUAGCAAAGCUCAGAUUUUGUUCACGGUUGCACAGAAGAGCGUUCUGUACCUACUGUCUUUGUUUUAUGUAAAAAGGAAAGAAGUGACUUGUAAAACUCAGUAUUUAACCUUCUUCAUGUUCAUGUGUAAUAUAUCUGCAGUAUGAGUGCAGUAACGUAUCCCUAAAGCACUUUCAUCACAUUUUCUUCUCUUUGGAAUCUGUAAAUAUGAAUAAUUUGUACUUUAUAUCUGUUCAGUUGAACAGUUGACGUGCUGUUAUGCAUACUGAAAUAAACACUUUGCAAUAAA
Molecule: messenger RNA, 3414 nt
Organism: Silurus meridionalis
Lineage: Eukaryota; Metazoa; Chordata; Actinopteri; Siluriformes; Siluridae
Product: rab11 family-interacting protein 1-like
Exons: 7
Coding region: 133-2877 (914 amino acids)
Biological process (GO): regulated exocytosis
Cellular component (GO): intracellular membrane-bounded organelle
Molecular function (GO): small GTPase binding
Source: RefSeq, a predicted model, not a curated record